Molecule: messenger RNA, 1992 nt
Organism: Lepus europaeus (European hare)
Lineage: Eukaryota; Metazoa; Chordata; Mammalia; Lagomorpha; Leporidae
Gene: PRRT2
Product: proline rich transmembrane protein 2
Exons: 3
Coding region: 176-1354 (392 amino acids)
Cellular component (GO): membrane
Source: RefSeq, a predicted model, not a curated record
GGAGGAGAGAGGAGGGGAGACCCGUCGCCUCCCUCCCUUGCUCGCUGACUUGCUCCCUCCCGGGCUGCGGCUGCUGCAGCGGCGCGGCGGGAGCUGCCCGGAGGCCGGCGUCGAGGAUUUGCUUCUGUCUCCACUGUCCAUCCUCCCACAGGGACCCUCUGCCCUCUCUCCUAAGAUGGCAGCCAGCAGCUCUGAGGUCUCUGAGAUGAAUGGGGUGGAGAGGAGUCCCGAGACCCAGGGAGGAGGGCCUGGCUCUACUGAAACCCACCCAGCAGGGGUCCCAGACCAGCCAGAGGCUGGGCAGGCAGACCCAGACAGCACCGCAGACCCAGACAGCACCGCAGCCCCUGUGGACUCAGGGCCCAAGGCUGAGCCGGCUCCGGAAACCUCAGAGACCCCCGCUGAGGCCCCAGCGACAGCCCUGGCCACAGACCUCAGCUUGAGCCCAGGAGGGGACUCAAAGGCCAACUCCAGCCCCAAAGAAACAUGCCAAGAGCCAGCGCCCAAGCCCGAAGUGAACAAAGAGGCCCCUGCAGACCAGGGGCCCAAGCUGGAGACUGCAGCCCCGCCUGAGCCAGCCGCAGAGCCAGAACUCCAGUCACAGCCCCAGCCAGACGCUCAGCCAGACCCCCAGCCGGCUGCCCAGCCCGCCCCCAGUCAGCCAGAGGCCCCUGCCCAGGAGGACCCCGCCCCUGAGGUCCUGACCGAGAGCCGAGAGGAAAAGCAAGAAAAUGGGGCGGUGGUCCCGCUGCAGGCUGGUGAUGGGGAGGAGGGCCCAGCCCCCCAGCCUCACUCACCACCCUCGACCAAAACCCCCCCAGCCAAUGGGGCUCCCCCUCGUGUGCUCCAGCAGCUGGUUGAGGAGGACCGAAAAGGGAAGGCGCACGGCGGGCACCCGGGCUCUCCCCGAGGGAGCCUGAGCCGCCACCCCAGCUCCCAGCUGGCCGGGCCUGGGGUGGAGGGCGGGGAAGGCUCCCAGAAACCUCGGGACUACAUCAUCCUGGCCAUCCUGUCCUGCUUCUGCCCCAUGUGGCCUGUCAACAUCGUGGCCUUCGCCUACGCCGUCAUGUCCCGGAACAGCCUGCAGCAGGGGGACGUGGACGGGGCCCAGCGUCUGGGUCGCGUGGCCAAGCUCUUAAGCGUCGUGGCGCUGGUGGGCGGUGUCCUCAUCAUCAUUGCCUCCUGCGUCAUCAACCUGGGCGGUGAGUGGAGCUCGGGGCCAGGCAGGGGAGGAGCGGGAGGGUGGUCCAGGGGCAGCUGCGUUACUAACCCCACCCCUGCUCUCUCCUGUCUGCCCUCUCUACUUUGUCUCCCCCGUCCCCUCCCCUCCUCCUCUCCCGCAGUGUAUAAGUGAGGGGCUCUGCCCCGCGCUCCGACUUUUCUUCCUGUUGGGAGCUGCCUUGGGUCCAUCCCUCCCCUGGGGGGAGCCCAGCCGAUGGCCCUGGCCCCCACCCCUAGGGACCAAGGGAGCCUGAGCGGCCUUGUUUACAGCUUCUCUCCUGCUCCUGCGUCCUGCCAGGCUCUGCCAACCGUAGGCCUCCCUUCUCCCCGCACCUCUGCCUGCGCCCCCUCCGGCCCCUGGGCCUCCCUCUCCCUCUCCUGCACUAAUGGAAACCUUGCCCAUGUCCCAGCUCUGCGCCCCCCAGCCCCCCGGAAGUCUGAACCUCAACCCUGCACCUCGCCCUCGCUUCUCUCCUCGCUUUCUGGACGUCUUCCCCAUUCAUUUCUACCCAACUUUUUAUUUUCUUUUAAAUCAUCCCCCCUUCCCUUUGCACAUCGCCCACCGCCUUCCUCUCCCAGCCCCCUCCUCGCCACCCCCUUUAUUCUGCAGAACCCCAGCUCUUAGAGCAGACUGGAGGAGGGGAUUGGUGUCGGGGGAGGGGUCCCCAGCCCCCAGGGCUCUGACUGUUCUCUGCUGGGCCCGCCCUGCCCCCUCGCGGGUCGCAGACUUCGGUGACCCGGCUGCCCCUUGGGGACCCGAGCAAGGGUGGC